This is a messenger RNA of Acanthisitta chloris (rifleman), 525 nucleotides long. RefSeq names its product double-stranded RNA-binding protein Staufen homolog 2-like. The record is from RefSeq and is a predicted model, not a curated record. The transcript has 3 exons. NCBI's taxonomy places the organism in Eukaryota, Metazoa, Chordata, Aves, Passeriformes, Acanthisittidae. The annotation marks the transcript as partial.
GUGAUUAAAGAAAGUGGACCUCCUCACAUGAAGAGCUUUGUUACACGAGUUACAGUAGGAGAAUUCACUGCAGAAGGAGAAGGCAACAGUAAGAAACUCUCAAAGAAACGUGCCGCGAUGGCUGUCCUCCAAGAACUUAAGAAACUUCCUCCUCUUCCUGUGAUUGAAAAGCCAAAACUUUACUUUAAAAAGCGUCCAAAAACAAUAUUGAAGACAGGACCAGAAUAUGGCCAAGGAAUGAAUCCCAUCAGUCGUUUGGCUCAGAUCCAACAGGCCAAAAAGGAGAAGGAGCCUGAGUAUGUUCUUCUGUCAGAGAGAGGAAUGCCUCGCCGUCGGGAGUUUGUUAUGCAGGUAAAAGUAGGGAAUGACAUUACUACUGGAACAGGCCCAAACAAGAAAAUAGCUAAAAGAAAUGCAGCAGAAGCAAUGUUGCUACAGCUGGGUUACAAAGCCUCUACUCCUCUUCAAGACCAGCAAGAAAAGGUGAGAGCCAGUUGUCAUGAUGCCCACAUUUUACCCUUGUCU